AUGCGCAUGCUGGGAGUUCGAUCUAUGGAUAAAAAGUACUAUUGGAAGGAUUUCGAGGGCCGCGAGUUCGAGUCGACUUCCAAGCGCAAGGUGGACGUCGAGCCGGACUGGACCUGCACCAGCCCGCCAAGAGGCACUCAUCCGCCAGACAGGACAUCCAUCAGCACUGCCGUCAAUGCAGUGCCCGUGGUGGCCGUGUUGGGACACAUCAACCAUGGCAAGACCACGCUCCUUGAUGCCUUCUGUGGCACAAACGUGGCCGAGAACGAGCCAGGCAGAAUAACGCAGGAUGUGAGAGCAAUGACGGGCAGCAUGGGGGAGGGAAUCAUGGAGUUGGACGUGCCAUCACGGGGUCGGCAGCCUGGUUAA
Molecule: messenger RNA, 369 nt
Organism: Symbiodinium natans
Lineage: Eukaryota; Dinophyceae; Suessiales; Symbiodiniaceae
Source: the annotation of a GenBank genome assembly